This is a messenger RNA of Poecilia latipinna (sailfin molly), 3327 nucleotides long. RefSeq names its product zinc finger protein 3-like. NCBI's taxonomy places the organism in Eukaryota, Metazoa, Chordata, Actinopteri, Cyprinodontiformes, Poeciliidae. The transcript has 5 exons. Bases 174 to 2747 code for a protein of 857 amino acids. Gene Ontology annotation, cellular component: nucleus. Gene Ontology annotation, biological process: embryo development; regulation of transcription by RNA polymerase II. Gene Ontology annotation, molecular function: RNA polymerase II transcription regulatory region sequence-specific DNA binding; DNA-binding transcription factor activity, RNA polymerase II-specific. The record is from RefSeq and is a predicted model, not a curated record.
CCCCCCGGAGAGCCAUAUUGAGACAAGUCAUUAAUAGCAGCGUAAUAGAUCGGAUUCCCGUCUGUGAGUAGAAUUAGAUCCUUUUAGCCGUAGAAUGACGCUCAUGUGAAUGUUUACAACAUGUUCAGUUCGGCCUCUUAAAGAGUUCAUAAAAAGCGACCGAAGAAGAAGAAAUGGAUUUAGAUCACAGGCUGCUGGAUCUGAACCACACACCUCAAAUAACCCGACAUGGAGCAGAUCUUCGACAGCAGAAUUUCACAGAUCAUCAGCACAGGAACUGUAAUGUGAACCAGGAGAAAGAAGAACUUGUUCAGAUUAAAGAAGAAUGGGAUGAACUGAAACCGCUGCAGAUGACAGACAGCAAGAAGCAGCAGGAACUUCUGAAUGUAACCGAGAACCAGGUGGUACUACAACAUCAGGGGACAAAGAACGAACAGGUGGAACUACAAGUUCUGCAGGUCAAAGAGGAGCACAAGGUGGAACAAGAGACUCCGCACAGAUCGCAGAAUCAUGUAGAGCGAGAGAAUCAGCACAUAAAACCAGAACCAGAGGAACUGGAAAUCCUGCAGGUGAAAGUGGAAGAGAUGGAAAUGUGUAUUAGUCAGGAUGAGGAGAAGGUUUCACUGAAGCAGGAGGCCAAUUCCUUUGAGGAAAGAGACAGUGUUGCACCAGAACCAAUCAGGAAUGGACCCGACUCCCAGGACUCUCCAGAAGCUGAGAACCAGAAUCAGGAAGGGAGCAAUCCUGAAGACUCCGAAUCAAGCCGGGACGAGAACCUGUAUUCCUGUGAAGUUUGUGAUAAAUAUUUCACACUCAGCAGUUACUUAAAUGAUCACAUGAGAACUCACACAGGUGAGAAGGCGUUCGCCUGUCUGACCUGUGGAAAGACGUUCACUCAGAGAUGUAACCUGACCCGUCACAUGAGAGCUCACACGGGCGAGCGACCUUAUCCAUGCGAAGUGUGCGGCAAAGGUUUCAACGACAGUGGGGAUUUAACUCGUCACAUGAGAACACACACGGGUGAGAAACCGUUCUCGUGUGUGACCUGUGGGAAGGGUUUUACCAGGCAGGUCAGCCUGACCGCUCACAUGAGAAUACACACGGGUGAGAAGCCUUACCCAUGUCUGUCCUGUGGGAAAAGUUUCACUCAAAGCAGCGCCUUAACCGUCCACAUGAGAACCCACACGGGUGAAAAGCCGUAUCCCUGUGGGGUGUGUGGGAAACGUUUCUCCCGGAGCUGCCACCUAAACGUCCACAUGAUCACUCACACAGGCGAGACAUUCCCGUGUCUCACCUGUGGGAAACAUUUCACCCACAACAGUGCCUUAAACGUCCACAUGAGGAUUCACACAGGUGAGAAGCCGUAUCCGUGUGGGCUGUGCAGCAAGUCCUUCUCUCGGAGUAGCCUACUGACUGUUCACAUGAGAACGCAUUCGGGAGAGAAGCCCUAUCCAUGCGAAGUGUGUGGGAAAUAUUUCUCACGGCGCAGCCACCUGACCGAUCACAUGAGGACCCACACAGGGGAGAAGCCGUUCUCCUGUCAGACCUGUGGAAAGUGUUUCAGUGGCAGGCAUAGUUUGAAGUUUCACAUGGGGACUCACGCACGAGGAAGUCAUGCCAGACUGAAGUAUGCCAACAGCCUGGGGAAAUGCUCUGCUGCCUGGAAGCACACCCUUUGCGGAACUAAAGUUAGUUCACAGUUUCUCCCAGAGCGUCACAGGGAGAAGCACGGGAGAUCCAAACAGAGCCUGACAGCGUUAGCUUUGCAUCCGAGACUGUCAGGAGACUCCAUCUGUUCUGUUAGGCAGAGCAUUUCACCGUUUGCAGUAAAAAUGUCUUCAGUUCAGCCUCAGAGAGCGCCAAGUACGGAGCAUGAAACUCCCGCUGAAGAAACAUUUCCUGAGUUUAAAGAAAUCAUCGUCAAGUCCGAAGAGGAGGUCGAUGAUCUGCCUCAGUAUUAUGACAGUAAAGAUGACCAGCAGCCCUCUCACCAGGAGAAGAAAACCAGUUUGGACGAGGAGGAACCAGAACCUCUUCUGAUGAAACGGGACCAAGAGGAAGAAGAGGAGCAGGUGGAGCUGGUGCAUCUGGAGAUAAAAGAGGAAGAGGAGGAACUCUACAUCAGUCAGGAUCAAGAGAGCGUUGUGUUCAAGCAGGAGAUUGAUACUUCAAUGAUGACUCUUUGCAAUAAGGAAAAAUCUGCUUCUAAACGUAACCAGGAAGUUCCUGAAUCUAAGAAACAGGAUCCUGAAGACCCUGGAUCCAGAAAAGACGAAGAAUCAAAUCAAAACAGCUUCCUGAAAACUCACACAUUCAAGAAUCUGUACUCCUGUAAAAUCUGUGGCAAAAUUUUCCCUCAAAACAGUCACUUAACGAGACACAUGAGAAUUCACACAGGCGAGAAGCCGUUUUCAUGCGUCACCUGUGGAAAAUGCUUCAGUCAGAAAGGUAACUUGGCGUAUCACAUGAAGGGUCACACCGGCGAGAAGCCCUUCUCGUGCAUCACCUGUGGAAAAAGCUUCAGUUUCAAAAGUAUUUUACUCAUUCAUUCAAGAAUUCACACAGCUGAGAAGCCCUUCUCAUGUCUGACCUGCGGAAAAAGCUUCACCCAGAAAAGCAGUUUGACGUACCACAUGCGAGUUCACACGGGUGAGAAGCCGUUCUCCUGCAUGUUUUGCGGAAAAACCUUCAGGCAAAGAUCGAAAUUAACUCGUCACACCAGAAUCCACACUGGCGAGAAGGCCUAAGACUGAAGCAGCGAGGUGCUUUUGAAACUCAGCUGUUCAGAAUCUGGAGUGAUUAAUGAGUAAUCACAGUUAACUACAUUUUUCUGAUGAAAAAAAAAUUAAUAGCACUAAAAUAUUAAUUACACUUACAUGUAAUGUCUUUCUGCCAAAUUUAACCUCCCAGUUUAAAGGGAGGUUCAGUCGGCGAACCAAACAAUGCUGAUGUUUGAUCUUUUUGUCUUCCUCUGCAUGGAUCUUCAUCGACUUCAAAGCAAGUCUGACUUGUGAUGUUUUUCCAGUGUACUUUUUUCAUAUGCAGACUGUUUUUGUUUAAGAAUGUUUAGUUUAGAGAAUGUGUUGAUAAAAUGAUUUAAAUGUCUGAUUUAAAAGUGACUUGGAAUAAAAAAAAGUCUGUAGGUUUUUACAGAACAAAAUGGACUGAUUGUGAGUUUUUUCUCACAACAAACAUAAAAUCCUGGUUGCUAAUAGGGACCAUUGAAGUUUAAAUACAUGAAAGCAUAACUGACAUUUUAAUGUGAAUGUUUUCCUUCGUGUUCAGUGUUAUGAAUAGAAAAGGAAUAAAAACCUGGUUGAUGCCGCA